Arabidopsis arenosa is the source of this 1057-nucleotide messenger RNA. Lineage: Eukaryota; Viridiplantae; Streptophyta; Magnoliopsida; Brassicales; Brassicaceae. The record is from the annotation of a GenBank genome assembly.
CAUGAGAGAGAAAACCCUGAAAAGGUGCAAACAUGGAGGCAAGCACUGUCCCAACUGGUCAGCAUUCCGGGCGGCCAGUACUCGGAGAUUUGGGAGAUGCAGAGCUGAUCCAUAAAAUUACCGAUGACAUAUGGAAUAUAUUGGUCGCUUCCAAGUCAAGUGAUUUGUGUGGCCUUGUGGGGAUGGAUCGCCACAUGAAAGCCAUGUAUGGAUUGUUAGAUUUAGGAUUGAAAGAUGAAGUUCGUCAUAUCAUAAUUUGGGGUAGCCAAGACAUCGGCAAGACUGAGUUUGCAAAAUAUCUGUAUCAAGAGAUUUUGCACAACUUUGAUACCCAUGUCUUGUUAAAUGCUCCACCAAGACGUUCGCGUUACCAUAAGAACUGGUUGGCAAAACCUGUGCGUUCUCGACUUAAGAGAGCAAGAACUUUGUCAAAAACAUCAAAGGACACUGCAUCAAGGGUUCUCCUCGUACUGGAAAAUGUGAAUGAAUCAAUUGACCCAAUAAAAGAACUUGCAGAGGAGAUUAAUUCUUUUGGUCCAGGGAGCAGGAUCAUUACAACCACCCGAAACUUGCAGUUCAGUUCGACUACCCCUUUACGACUUCAAUAUGAAGUUGUAGGGCUGGAGUUCUCUGAAGCUCUCCAGCUCUUCUGUCUCCAUGCUUUCGAGCAGACUCAUCCUUUUCUUGGUUUUGAAGACCUUUCAUGUCGUGCAGUGAAACUCGCAGGUGGUUUUCCUUUAUCCUUAAAAAGAUUAGGCUCGAGAUUUUCUGGUAGAAAAAAGGAUGAGUGGGAAGUGAUCUUGUUUGGAUACGAAAUUUCAGCUGAUAACGAUGAAUUCUACUGGGAAACUAUAUUGCAGUGUUUUGAAGAAAAGCAGAAUAAAGGUACAAUCAGAGUACCAGUCGAAUAGCCAUAGCAAGUAGAUGAUAAAACAUUAGUUUUCUUCAUAUAUUGCUGGCCUCUUUUUCUGGUAUGUAUUGGACCACAUAACAAGGUUACUCUGAAUGGGAUGCUAAAUCGGGACUGGAAGUUGAAGAAUAAAUUGAUACCUCUGUA